Messenger RNA from Micromonas pusilla CCMP1545, 1068 nucleotides. RefSeq lists its product as uncharacterized. The transcript has a single exon. Gene Ontology annotation, molecular function: protein binding. The annotation marks the transcript as partial. The record is from RefSeq and is a predicted model, not a curated record. Lineage: Eukaryota; Viridiplantae; Chlorophyta; Mamiellophyceae; Mamiellales; Mamiellaceae. Gene Ontology annotation, cellular component: cytoplasm.
AUGGCGCCGAUAACGCUGGAGAUGAUCCGACGCAGGGCGGAGCACAACGAGGGCAUGGUCUCGAACCUCGAGGAAGUCUCCCUGCAUCAGCAAGAGAUCGAGCGCAUCGAGGCGUUGGGGCACGUAUGCCGCCACCUGAAGAUCCUGUACAUGCAAAACAACCUCGUGAGCAAGCUGGAGAACCUCCACCGCCUCAAGGAGCUGGAGUACGCCAACUUCGCGGUGAACAACAUCUCUAAGAUCGAAAACUUACAACGCUGCGAGUCUCUCGUCAAGCUCGACCUGACGGUGAACUUCAUCGCGAAGGCGAGUCUGCUGACCGUGCACACGCUCGAGGCGAACUAUCAGCUCGAGGAUCUGUACCUCAUGGGGAACCCGUGCGCGGACUUUAGCGGGUACAGGGCGUUCGUCGUCGCGACGCUCCCGGGGAUAAAAAAACUCGAUGGCAAAGCCAUCACGCCGAGCGAACGCAUCCUCGCCGAGCAGGACCUCCCGAGGAUCACCGCGCAGCUCAUGAAAGAGCUGCGAGAGGAGGGCGUGGACAUCGAGGAAGCGAUGAAGGUGUCGGACGCGCGGGACCUCGCGCCGGACGAGGACGACGUCGCCGCGAUCGCGGAGAUGCCGGAGGACGAGCGCCCGUGGUGCGCGGCGACGAGAGUCGCGGAGCAACGCGAGACGGCGCGUCAGCGCGAAGAGAACGAGAGGAAGAAGAAGGAGCACCACGACCGGUACUUCAACAUCGACGGCACGAAGAAGGUGGAGCGCCGCGCGGGGUUCCCGGAGUUGCCGGAAGAUUACGACGUCGACGACGUCAAGCAGUGCAACGAGUCCGGCGCUGAGUUCCGACUGGACGAUUCCGAGGACGGCGCCUCCGUCGUGCUCGACGUCAAGGUGGGGAAGUACAUGGACACGAGCCUCAUGGACGUGGACGUCCAGACGCGUCUCGUGCGCGUGCUCGUCAAGGGGAAGAUGCUGUGUUUGGUGUUGCCCGAGGAAGUCAAGCCGGACGCGGCGUGCGCUCGGCGGAGUAAGACGACCGGGUCUCUCGUCGUGACGAUGCCGAAGGCG